Molecule: messenger RNA, 885 nt
Organism: Nematolebias whitei (Rio pearlfish)
Lineage: Eukaryota; Metazoa; Chordata; Actinopteri; Cyprinodontiformes; Rivulidae
Gene: tfec
Product: transcription factor EC
Exons: 7
Coding region: 1-885 (294 amino acids)
Biological process (GO): regulation of transcription by RNA polymerase II
Cellular component (GO): nucleus
Molecular function (GO): DNA-binding transcription factor activity, RNA polymerase II-specific; RNA polymerase II cis-regulatory region sequence-specific DNA binding; protein dimerization activity
Source: RefSeq, a predicted model, not a curated record
AUGGAUGAAGUUAUUGAUGACCUAAUUAGCCUUGAAUCCAGCUUCAAUGAUGCAGGCUUGGAUUGCAUAGAGCCUAACAUCAUAAUGCAAAACAAUGUCUCCCUCAGCAGCAGCAUGCUGGACGUCUAUGGGGGUGAACAAGGUAUGAACCCCCCUAAUGAUGGAAUCAAUCCCACAUCUAACCCCACAAAGCUCACUGUUAAAAGGGAAUACACAGAGCACGACACCAGGGUGAUGGCCAAAGAGAGGCAGAAAAAAGACAAUCACAAUUUAAUUGAAAGGCGGCGGCGAUACAACAUUAACUACAGGAUUAAGGAACUGGGGACGCUUAUACCAAAGUCAAACGAUCCUGACAUGCGGUGGAACAAAGGCACCAUUCUGAAGGCCUCAGUGGAGUACAUCAGGUGGCUGCAGAAGGAGCAACAACACGCUCGGGAGCUGGAAAGCCGUCAGAAGAAGCUGGAGCAAGCUAACAGGAGGCUUCUGCUAAGGAUCCAGGAACUUGAGAUCCAGGCCCGAGCACAUGGACUGCCAAAUAUGGCCAACACUCUGGGGACAGUGGAACUUUCCUCUCACCUCCUCAAACAACAACAGCAGCAGCAACAAUCUCCACCCCAGGUGCAGCAACCACAGCAGCUCCCUCUCUAUCAGGACGACCCCAACAGGGCAGAUGCCGGAACCACAUUCUCUGACCCGCUCUCCCAUUUCACAGACUUCUUCACCUCCACGCUCAAGGAAGAGAACCAGCUGAACGAGAUCCUGAUGGAUGACCCGCUCUCACCAUUUGGCACCGACCCGCUCCUCUCAGCCAGUUCCCCGGGAGCCGUAUCCAAGGACAGCAGCCGCAGGAACAGUUUCAGCUCGGCUGAGGGCGAUGACCUAUAA